AUGAGGAGAAUUAUACCUACUGUUAAGUUUGUGUGCUAUUGGAAACUUGAAGUUGAUCAAGAUGGACACUUUGUAAAGAUCCGGAAUCAUGCCACUAAGGAAGAUGAGAACAUUGGGGGUUAUCUCUUGAAGCAAGACAUCAAAGGUCAACCAGUAGCUGUAUUUAGGUUUCCCUCUGAGACCAGGAUGGAGCCCAACUCCACCGUGACGGCUGUUGCUUGGUACACUUCUCUCUACUGGACCACCAGGCAAGAAUUGAUGGCGACAGGGGAAAGUGAAGAACCUGAGAACAUUAUUAUACCAACUUUCUCUACAACAAGAGAGCAAUGUGAAAAGGAACAGGAAUCUACAAUAACUGAUACAGAGUGGAACAUGGCUGGCCCAUGGCAAACAAGUAAAAAAAGACCAAGCUUCAUCAAAAGGGAAAAAAAGACCUUUGCAUCCCUUUUCCUUAAUCAGAGCGCCUGGUGCCAAAGCCCAAACACUCCUACACACCCUCACUUUUCCCUGAGUAGACCAUUAACCAUGGGGAAUGAUGGCAGCAGCUUGUGUAGGCAGUCCCGGUGUCAGUCUUCAAGGCCUGACCCUGUGCCAGGCACUCUGUAUGCAGGAACUAGCAAGAAGAAAAAUCCUUCAGUCCCCAGCUGCGUGAGAAAGGCAAAAGUCAGCCUCCUCAGCAGUGGUGAGUAGAGUUGCUACAAUACAGUUUUCAAAGUAAACAAACACAAAAAAUCUCAACAAAGAACGGUAGAGCUUAGGAAAAUCCACAUUUUGAAAUGCAAGGAUUUCUCUGUUUUGUUGGAAAUUCUUUUAGUCUUCUCUCUGUGAGAAAGGCCUAUGCCAGACCACAAAUACAAAGCAUCUGGAUUCAGGAACUGCAACUUGCUCACAGCAACAUGCAUCUAAGUCUAGAGAACUUUAUGUGUACAUCUUAGGUUUGCUUUGAGUUGGAAUCUAUUUGCACUGUUCCUUCUAGGGAAAAGAAGGUUUAAGUGCACACCCAUGUAUAUAUAUGUAUUUUAUCUAUUUGAAGACUGUUGUUUGCACUGCCUCACCUAAAGACCUAGAAUCUAGGAUCAGUAAUGAAGCCCUCACAUGUAAAUAUGUAGACCCUCAGACUUAAGUUG
Messenger RNA from Neopsephotus bourkii (Bourke's parrot), 1127 nucleotides. It is a transcript of the gene LMNTD1, whose product is annotated as lamin tail domain containing 1. The record is from RefSeq and is a predicted model, not a curated record. Gene Ontology annotation, cellular component: nuclear envelope; cytoplasm. The transcript is spliced from 5 exons. The coding region runs from base 1 to 690 and encodes 229 amino acids. Lineage: Eukaryota; Metazoa; Chordata; Aves; Psittaciformes; Psittacidae.